This is a messenger RNA of Oncorhynchus masou masou (cherry salmon), 5924 nucleotides long. It is a transcript of the gene p2ry10, whose product is annotated as P2Y receptor family member 10. The record is from RefSeq and is a predicted model, not a curated record. Gene Ontology annotation, biological process: positive regulation of Rho protein signal transduction; phospholipase C-activating G protein-coupled receptor signaling pathway. Lineage: Eukaryota; Metazoa; Chordata; Actinopteri; Salmoniformes; Salmonidae. Gene Ontology annotation, cellular component: plasma membrane. The coding region runs from base 2508 to 3845 and encodes 445 amino acids. Gene Ontology annotation, molecular function: G protein-coupled receptor activity. The transcript has 3 exons.
AUGUCAUCCUUUGAUCUGACCUCUCACCUGACCUCUACCUGAACCUUAUCAGACAGACUCACCUGGAGAGGCAACCUACCUGGUGGAACUAGAGGUAAACCUAUAGGUCUUCUGGAAAUAUUCCAACAGUUGAGCAUGUUGAGCUUUUAGACCAGUAGAAGUCUUUCCAGGUCUGCUGUAAACAUAACUAUUGAGCUUAAAGUCUAGACAAGGCUUUGUCUGUAUCUGAGAAACCACUCCUAAGACACAGGGUCAGAAAGGGAUUGAGAGGUGUUCUGUCAGAACCUAAGAGAGCCUGUUGGUUGGUUUGACACAGUAGAGAAAAGACUUUGGAAGGUAUUAUGAACAUGUCAACCACAAAGACACAGAAGAUGGUGAACUUUAAAAUGAUCAAUCCCAAAGUGUUUUGUCUAGUAUUGUAGUAGACAAAGGGGUUUAUGUAGAGCUGUGCAGUAUUCUGGUUAUGGUUAGAGCCAUGUUGUUACAUCUAUAUUGUUACAUAACUGAUUUUAGAUCACAGUGUGUUGGUCGGGUCUUAGACCGUGUGACUAGACAGUACUGAUUGUGUACAGAGGUUUAGUGUCCUGAAUCAACUGUAAUACGCCCAUGUUCUGGGUAUGUUUGGUGGAAAGUUCAUGGAAUAUUCUCCUAACCCUCUAAACCAAAUAACAUCUGACACAAAUGUUGCAAUCUUUUUCUCUUUCCCUAGAAUUAUUAGCUGGGUCUCUUUAUCUCUCUCUCUCUCUCUCUCUCUCUCCUCUAUUUCAGGACCCUGUCCCUCAAAGAUAAUUUGUAAGAUUCCAAAUAUCUUUACAGAUCUUCUUUGUAAAGGGUUUAAACACUGUUUCCCAUGCUUGUUCAAUGUACCAUAAACAAUUAAUGGACAUGCACCUGUGGAACGGUCAUUAAGACACUAAUAGCUUACAGACAGUAGACAAUUAAGGUCACAGUUAUGAAAACGUAGGACACUAAAGAGGCCUUUCUACUGACUCUGAAAAACACCAAAAGAAAGAUGCUCAGGGUCCCAGCUCAUCUGCGUGAACGUGCAUUAGGCAUGCUGCAAGGAGGCAUGAGGACUGCAGAUGUGGCCAGGGCAAUAAACUGCAAUGUCCGUACUGUGAGACGCCUAAGACAGCACUACAGGGAGACCGGACGGACAGCUGAUCGUCCGCACAGUGGCAGGCCACGUGUAACAACAUCUGCACAGGAUCGGUACACCCGAACAUCACACCUGCGGGACCGGUACAGGAUGGCAACAACAACUGUCGAAGGUACACCAGGAACGCACAAUCCAUUCAUCAGGCUGGACUGAGGGCUUGUAGGCCUGUUGUAAGGCAGGUCCUCACCUGACAUCACCGGCAACAACGUCGCCUAUGGUCACACAUCUGACGUUGCUGGAUCAGACAGGACUGGCAAAAAGUGCUCUUCACUGACGAAUGGUGGUUUUGUCUCACCAGGGGUGAUGGUCGGAUUUACAUUUAUCGUCGAAGGAAUGAGCGUUACACCGAGGCCUGUACUAUGGAGCGGGAUCAAUUUGGAGGUGGAGGGUCUGUCUGGGUCGGUGUAUCACAGCAUCAUCGGACUGAGCUUGUUGUCAUUGCAGGCAAUCUCAAUGCUGUGCGUUACUGGGAAGACAUCCUCCUCCCUCAUGUGGUACCCUUCCUGCAGGCUCAUCCUGACAUGACCCUCCAGCAUAAUAAUGCCACCAGCCAUACUGCUCGUUCUCUGCGGGAUUUCCUGCAAGACAGGAAUGUCAGUGUUCUGCCAUGGCCAGCGAAGAGCCCGGAUCUCAAUCCCAUUGAGCACGUCUGGGACCUGUUGGAUCGGAGGGUGAGCGCCAGGUUCAUUCCCCCCAGAAAUGUCCAGGAACUUGCAGGUGCCUUGGUGGAAGAGUGGGGUAACAUCUCACAGCAAGAACUGGCAAGUCUGGUGCAGUCCAUGAGGAGGAGAUGCACUGCAGUACUUAAUGUAGCUGGUGGCCACACCAGAUACUGGCUGUUACUUUUGUUCAGGGACACAUUAUUCCAUUUCUGUUAGUCACAUGUCUGUGGAACUUGUUCAGUUUAUUUCUCAGUUGUUGAAUCUUGUUAUGUUCAUACAAAUAUUUACACAAGUUAAGUUGGCUGAAAAGAAACGCAGUUGAUAGUGAGAGGAGUUUCUAAAUACAGGAAGGGAGUUGGCCAGUCUUGGCGGUUCGGCCGGGGAAGAAGGGGGAGUAUAGAAUGAUUCUGUACAUAACAGACAACUGUUUAAACACAUCCUGCUGUUAGAUUUACCUUGCUACACAAUUUACAGUCCAGUCUCUGCUGCUGUCCUCAGAAUAAUGUCCUAUAGUGUUUUAAUCUGUGUAAUCAUCUUUCUGUUGGUCUGUCUGUCUGUCUGUCUGUCUUUCUGUCUGUUUCUCUGUCAGUUCCUCUCCUGUCCUGAUGUGGGAGAGGGAGCUUUGGGUACAGAAUUAAUGUGUGUGUUUGUUUGUGAGCUGUGGGUUUUAUUGAGUGUGUAAGAGUAUGAAUCUGAACGUCUCUGGUCUGUGGGAGGAGCUUCCUGUUAACUCCUCCGCGCGGUGUCCCUAUGAUGUGAUUGGUUGGGAGCCACAAAUGGAGCAGCUGUACUUUUGGUUCUACCUGCUGCUCUUCAUCCCUGGUCUCUGCCUCAACACCACGGCUCUCUGGGUGCUAUGUAGACACAUCAGUAAGAAGACCAAGGCAGUGAUCUUCAUGGUGAACCUGGCUCUAGCUGACCUACUCCAUGUCAUGUCUUUGCCUCUGAGGAUCCACUACUACCUGACACACACCUGGCCCUUUGGACAAACACUGUGUCUGUUCUGUUUCUACCUCAAAUACCUCAACAUGUACGCUUCCAUCACCUUCCUGGUGUGUAUCAGUGUCCAGAGGUGUGUGUUUUUGCUACAGCCCUUCUAUGCCAGGCGGUGGAGACGGCGUUAUGACUUGUUGAUCAGCGCCACCGUGUGGCUGGUGGUGGGAAUAGGUUGUUCCCCUUUUAUUAUCAUGAGGAUCAGCAACAGCACUGAACCCAGUCAAUACACCCCUAGCCCCAGUACCAGUCUUAUACCCAGCUCUAACCCCAGCCAUUACACUGGUAGUCCUAUUCAAUACUCCACACCCUCCACCUUACCUUACACAAGCUCCAUCCCCAGCGGCUGUUUUAAGGACCUGCCCACCAGGAAACUGCCACUCCCCCUUGUGGCAGCCAUGAUGGUGCUUGCGGAGCUGUUUGGGUUUGUGUUACCGCUCAGUGCCAUCAGUUACUGCUCUCUCCGGAUCGCUCACUCACUGAGACAGAGACAGGACAGAGAGCACCACCACAACCACCGCUGCCCCUCGACCAGCCAGGCCCAACCCUCAGCCCAGACAGACAGAGAGCACCACCACAAUCACCGCUGCCCCUCGACCAGCCAGGCCCAACCCUCAGCCCAGACAGACAGAGAGCACCACCACAAUCACCGCUGCCCCUCGACCAGCCAGGCCCAACCCUCAGCCCAGAUUAACAGGCAGAUAGACAAAGAUAAGCGUCGCGCCCUGAGGAUGGUUAUGAGCUGCUCGGCUCUAUUCUUGUUCUGUUUCGCUCCGUACCACAUCAAUUUCCUGUUGUACGUGAUGGUGUCUCAGGAUAUAGUGUCCCACUGCCCCACGAUGCUGGUGGUGCGCCAUUUCCACCCUGUUUCGCUGUGUGUAGCCAGUCUUUCCUGCUGUCUGAACCCUUUGUUAUAUUACUUCCUCACUGCAGAGUUCAGACAGCACCUCUCCCAACGCACCUCCUCCCUCUCCUCCUCCAUUAGAGGCCGGCUCAUGAGCCUGGAAAGCACCUCCUCUUUUAGGGAGUAACAACUCCUGUAGGAAGCACUUUGUCUCCUCCUCCUCUCCUCAAUCAAUCAAAUGUAUUUACAAAGCCCUUUUUACAUCAGCUGACGUCAAAAAGUGCUAUACAGAAACGCAGCCUAAAACCCCAAACAGCAAGCAAUGCAGGUGUAGAAGCACGGUGGCUAGGAAAAACUCCCUAGAAAGACCAGAACAUAGGAAGAAACCUAGAGAGGAACCAGGCUAAGAGGGGUGGCCAGUCCGUUUCUGGCAGUGCCGGGUGGAGAUUAUAACAGUACAUGGCCAAGGAGUUCAAAUGUUCAUAAAUGACCAGCAUGGUCAAAUAAUAAUAAUCAUAGUAAUUGCCGAAGGGCAAACAGGUCAGUCGCUCAGGAGUAAAUGUCAGUUGGCUUUGCAUAGCCGAUCAUUCAGAAUUAGAGACAGCAGGUGCGUUAGAGAGAGAGAGUCGAGAACAGCAGGUCUGGGACAAGGUAGCACGUCCGGUGAACAGGUCAGGGUUCCAUAGUCGCAGGCAGAACAGUUGAAACUGGAGCAGCAGCACAACCAGGUGGACUGGGGACAGCAAGGAGUCAUCAGGCCAGGUAGUCCUGAGGCAUGGUCCUAGGGCUCAGGUCCUAGGAGCCCAUGAAGAUCUCCCCAACGGCACAACCUGUCCCACGGCAUGGAAGAGCACCAGUAAGCCAGUGACUUAGCCCCUGUAAUAGGGUUAGAGGCAGAGAAUCCCAGUGGAAAGAGGGGAACCGGCCAGGCAGAGACAACAAGGGCGGUUCGUUGCUCCAGAGCCUUUCCGUUCACCUUCACACUACUUGGCCAGACAACACUCACUCAUAGGACCUACUGAAGAGAUGAGUCUUCAAUAAAGACUUAAAGGUCAAGACCGAGUCUGUGUCUCUCACAUGGACAGGCAGACCAUUCCAUAAAAAUGGAGCUCUAUAGGAGAAAGCUAGGGCUAUAUAUAGGAGAAUUCUAGGGCCAGUUAGGAGGCCUGCAACUUGUUUCCAUAUUGUAUGUGUGUAGGUAUGUAGGGCAGGACCAAAUCAGAGAGAUAAGUAGGAGCAAGUCCAUGUAAUGCUUUGUAUGUUAGCAGUAAAAGAUUCUAGCAGCCGUAUUUAGCUGAAGUUUAUGUAGUGCUUUUUCCGGGAAGCCUCUCUCUCCUCCUCCUCUCAUCUCUCUCUUCCUCCUCCUUUUACGCCUCCUCUCCUCCUCCUCUCUUCUCUCCUCCUGUCUCCUCUCUCUCCACCUCUCUCUAUCAUCCUCUUUCUCCUCCUCCCCUCCUCUCUCUUCUCCACUCCUCCUCUCUCCCUCUCUCUCCUCUCUCCUCUUCCUCCUCCUAUCCUCUCUCCUCCUCCUCUCCUUUCGUCCUCUCCUCUCUCCUCUCAUCUCCUCUCCUCUCUUCUCCUCCUCCUCAUCCUUCUACUCCUUUCCUCUCGUCCUCUCCUCUAUUAUCUCCUCCUCUGCUCUCCUCCACCUCCUCCUCAUUAUACUCCGCCUCUCCUCUCUCAUCCUCUCCUCAUCUCCUCUGCUCUCUCCUCCUCUCCUUUCUCACCUCUCCUCUCAUACUUUCUCCUCCUCUCUCCUCUUCCUCCUCCUCCUCUCCUUUCAUCCUCUGUCUCUCUCCUCUCCUCUCUCAUCAUCCUUUCCUCCUCUCCUCUGCCCUCUCCUUUCCUCCUCUCUCCCCCUCUCCUCUCUCCUCUCCCUUCUCCUCUCAUCUCUCCCCUCUCCUCCUUUAACUCAUCUCCUCUUUUCCUAUCUCGUCCUCUCCCUUUUCUCCUCCUCAUCCUCCUUUCCUCUUCCUCUUCCAUUUCCUCCUCAUCUCCUCCAUAGACAGAUAAAGACUGUUACACAACAGAACACCCCCCCCCACACUCUGGAGGGACAGAGAGACACUGAACUUCGACCCUGAAAAUGUGAUAUGUAACCAGCUAUGUUACUGUAAGAUAAACUGGUGAUGUUUGAAGGGGACUCUUAUAAGCUAAAUGUGCUAAAACGGUAUGAUGCAGAGAAAGCCUGGGUCAUUGUAUGCAUCAGCUGCUGUUAGAUCAUGUUGUAAAUUAUGUAAAUAAAAAGCAGCUUGUUGCUAUAUCA